AUGGCAAACCAGAAAAGGAACAGGGCUCUUCUCAUCAUCAAUUACGACUUCUACAGAAGCCAGAAGAAGCUCACGGACAGACCUGGUGCGAAGAACGAAGCCGACAGACUCUUCAAAGCAUUAUCGGAUUGCAAUUACGCUGUGCAAUUGCGCUAUGAUUUGACAGCUAAGGAAAUACAAGAACUUUAUGAGAAAGAAUGUGAUGCAGAUCAUGGGGACUAUUUUGUAAGCAUCCUAUCCAGCCACGGAGAGGAAGGUGUCAUACUUGACUGUGAAGGACAACCAGUUCAGCUAACACAGAUUUUCCAUGCUCUGUCUUCACCAAGGAGCCAUAAACUGGCUGGAAAACCCAAAAUCUUCUUCAUACAGGCCUGCCGUGGAAAGGAAAUUGAUCCUGGCGUGUGGUUGCAGACGGAUAGUGGUGAGCCACAGACAGACUGUUUCUCACACUACCUUUCUAUCCCAGAAGAAACUGCAGUCAUGUUUGCUUGUAGUCCAGGCUAUGCGGCUUUUAUCAAUAGAUGGGAAUCCAUGUUCCUCAAGGCUUUAUUGGAGUUUCUAGAAGGAGAGGAACGUCAACUCGAACUUGCCCGUUUAAUGACCCGGAUUAACUGGAAGAUUGCGUUUCAUUGUGAGGCCAAGGGAAAAUACAGCGGUGGUAAAGAGAUGCCCUGCUUUGUCACUAAUAUGGUGAAAGAGGUUUUUCCUUUCUCUUCGCAAAGAAGGCUAAGCUCUAGCCAGUAGUCAAGCCCACUGA
Euleptes europaea (tarantolino) is the source of this 757-nucleotide messenger RNA. Its product is annotated as caspase-3-like. Gene Ontology annotation, molecular function: cysteine-type endopeptidase activity. The transcript has 4 exons. The coding region runs from base 1 to 744 and encodes 247 amino acids. Gene Ontology annotation, biological process: proteolysis. Lineage: Eukaryota; Metazoa; Chordata; Lepidosauria; Squamata; Sphaerodactylidae. The record is from RefSeq and is a predicted model, not a curated record.